Dipodomys spectabilis (banner-tailed kangaroo rat) is the source of this 5507-nucleotide messenger RNA. RefSeq names its product cilia and flagella associated protein 44 (gene Cfap44). The record is from RefSeq and is a predicted model, not a curated record. Gene Ontology annotation, molecular function: protein binding. The coding region runs from base 1 to 5505 and encodes 1834 amino acids. Lineage: Eukaryota; Metazoa; Chordata; Mammalia; Rodentia; Heteromyidae. The transcript has 34 exons.
AUGGAGUUUGUGUUCGAAUCAUUCAUCACCAGUUCCUGGCACACAGAAGUUGUCUCUCAUACAAAAGAAGUUUCAGAAGAUGCCACUGACCUAACCCUCACUGAAGGUGAUGAAUCAUAUUUGGAGGAUGAUGAGUCAGAUAUAGAAGAUACGGAAGGAAGUACAAGUUCAAAUGAAGAGGAUUAUGUGGGAAGUGGUAAAACAUCUCAGGAGCCUCCUGCAGCUGUGGAUGAAGAGGAGGAAACUCAGAAGAAAAUAUCAGAAAGCUUUUUCUAUGAUUACGCAGAUCUUGUUUCAGUUCCUUUUGUGACUCCAGAUUCGACCAUACCACUGGAUAUUCUCUUACUUCAACAUUCUUUUGGUUAUGACUGUAGAAAGCGAUCCAACUUACAACGUAUUGAUAGCAAUAGUGUGAUAUACAUAGCUGGCAACCAACUGGUAUUUCUGAAUUUUAAAACUAAGGAACAGACUUAUCUGCGAAGUUGCAGUGGUGAAGGAAUUGGUGCCAUUGCGGUUCAUCCAUAUAAAACUUACUUUGCAGUAGCUGAAAAAGGACAUUUUCCAAAUAUCAUCAUCUAUGAAUAUCCUUCUCAGAGGCCCUACAGAAUCCUUCGAAAUGGGACUGAUAAUGCGUAUGCUUACGUAGACUUUAAUGACACCGGGACUUUGUUGGCCUCUGUUGGUAGUUCCCCUGACUACACACUGACCAUCUGGAAUUGGAAAGAGGAGAAACCCAUACUGAGGAAAAAAGCCUUUUCUCAGGAUGUUUAUAAGGUUACUUUCAAUCCUGAAGAUGAAGAGCAGCUUACUACAUCAGGUUUGGGCCACAUCAAGUUCUGGGGAAUGGCUUUUACCUUCACCGGUCUCAAACUGCAGGGGUUACUAGGUCGAUUUGGCAAAACAAGCACUACCGAUAUAGAGGGCUACAUAGAACUCCCAGAUGGGAAGGUGCUCUCAGGGUCUGAAUGGGGCAACCUGCUGCUUUGGGAAGCCAGUCUCAUCAAAGUGGAGCUCUGUCGAACUGGCAUGAAGUAUUGUCACAACGGUCCCAUCAACCAGAUCACACUCGAUGAGGGUGAAGUGAUCACGGCUGGGUCAGAUGGAUGUGUUAGAAUAUGGGACUUUGAGGCAAUAGAUACUGCUGACAUUAUAGAUGACAGUGGAUUGUUGGAGAUUGAACCUAUUAAUGAACUUGUAGUAGGCAAGAAUGUCAAACUCUUCUCCAUGAUAAAAAUGGAUGAAAUUGGAAGUAACUUUUGGUUGGCUCAGGAUGCCAAUGGAGCCAUAUGGAAACUUGACCUUAGUUUUUCAAAUAUUACUCAGGAUCCAGAAUGCCUCUUCUCCUUCCAUUCUGGACCUAUUGAAGCAAUAGCUGUUUCUCCUGUUACUUAUCUUAUGGCCACAACUGCCUUGGACUGUACUGUUCGAAUCUAUGACUUUUCUAGCAAAAAUUUUUUGACUCAGAUGAAAUUCAAACAAGGAGGUACUACCCUCACUUGGGUGCCUCGAAUGGUAAGCUACAAUGGAGCACAAAUUAGCGUAGGAUUCGAAGAUGGAGUUGUUCGAAUUCUUGAACUUUAUGACCCAAAAGGGGUCACAGUUUUUACAGGACGGAAGAAAAUUUUGGAUGCUGAGAUGACUUUGAGAUAUGUUUUCAAACCCCACACCGCUGAAGUCACUGCUUUAGCAUACGACCGUGAUGGAGAUAUUCUAGCCACAGGGAGUAAGGAUCAGACUGUCUUUUUCUUUGACGUGGAAAAGGACUAUAACCCAAUUGGUUAUAUUAAUACUCCUGGACCUGUUUGCCAGUUAAUGUGGUCCACAAUAUUUCAUCCCAAAAGUACUUUGCUGAUUUUCUGUGAGAAUGGAUAUGUCCUUGAAGCUCCUUUUCCAAAUAUUGAGGAAGAGCCUGAUCGUGAUGUUGUCUCCUAUGAAAUCCAUGGAUUAGGCAUAAAAUGUUUCCAUUUUUCAAGCAUCAAAUCCCAGAUUCUGAGGUCAAUGGAAAUUGAAAAGAGACAGAAAAUAAAGGAGCAGAAGGAAAAGGAAAAGGAAGAAAGGAUGAGGAUGUUAAUAGAAGAGUUGGGAGAAGAUGGAGCAAACGAAGUCCAGGAACAAGAGCAGGAAGAAGCAGAGGAAGAGGAGCCAUUACCUCCAAUUUUUAUUCCACUACACCCCUCUCCCAUUCUCUGUGGCUUUUACUCUGAGCCAGGGAAGUUCUGGGUUUCGUUGGGUGGCUAUGAUUCUGGUUUUCUAUAUCACUGUGAAUUUCCUCCAUAUGACAAAAAUAGUGAUUUCAAAAGUCAGAAAGAUGAACCUUUUGAUUUUUGUAUUCUGGAUGAUGCAGAAGACAAUCCCAUCCAAACUAUCACUUUCAGCAUUGGCCAGAGUAUGAUGUUUUGUGGAAUGAAAAAUGGAGCAAUUCGAGUGUAUGUUCAAGAGCAGAAAGACUUUUCACUGAAAAAUUUGAAGAAUUAUUGGCACUUCAGUAUGCAUGACAAUAAUUACGGAUGUGUGAAAGGUCUAUCCACUAGCUUUGAUGACCGGUUCCUGGUGACUGUUGGGGCAGAUAGUAACAUCUUUGUCUUCAACAUUUUUUCUGAAUUGGAGUUAGAGGCAACUCUCAAAGCCAAAGUGCCAUCUCCCAGGUUUGGAAUAGAAAUGGAGUCAAUUCCAGAAGAUAUUGAAGAUCCCAAAGCCUACAGCAUUGAGAAUGCCAGGAGGAAACGAGAGUACGACAAGUUAAUGAAGGAAGUGGAAGAAAUAAAAGCAAUCAAGAGAGAAAAUAUCAAAGUUUUGAGGAAUAAUUUUUUGAAACUAUUAACAAUGAAUAAAGAAUUGCCUAUCCAUAUGCAGUUUAAACGGACAGAUUUUGAUAUUGAUUCCAAAAUUCACGCUGACAUUAACAAAAGCACAGUUCACAAAAUCCAACAAGUGGAAAAGGAGUUAGCUUGGGAUAAAGAGAAACAUGACCUUGGCCUAAAGAAGCUACAAAGGAGAUUCCGUGAUCCUCUGGAAAAUGACACUAUUGUAGUUCAUGCCAUACAAAGUGAUCACAAGAUAACUUCCUAUAGGCUGGUGAAGCCUUCUAAGUAUUUCAAAUUAAAGCGAUCAAGUCUCGCAGAGAGAAGACAAAGCAAAUUUGAGAGGUUUGAAAAGGAAGGACCCGGGAAAAAGGAUAGUCAGAAAGAUUCAGGUGGAAGUAGAAGCAUACAAGAAGAAUCAACUACAGACAAAGGGAAGAAAUUUCGACCUAGAACUCUAAGUGAGAUUAUGGUAGAAAAUCAAAUUGAGAAAACAAGGAAACUUAUACAAAAAGCUGAAAGAGCCCAACUAAAGAUUCUCCAAAGAAAGAAAGAAUGGGAAGAACUAUAUAAGAGUAAACCUGAUGAUGACUAUGAAGAUCCCAGAGAUGUUCAAGCCAUCAAAGAAGCCCAAACAUGCAUGGGAGAUUUCAAUCUGAAAACAGCCCCAGACUACAAGAUUCCUGAGCACAUGAGAAUAAAUGCCGCCAAGAAGGAAGAGGAACUGGGACAACUGGACUCUUUGGUCCACAGAAAGAAAAGAAACAUGAACAAAUGCAUCAUCUCUCUCCGAGAUCUUAAAGUAGCUGUUGUUGAGGAAAUACAAUGCUUGGUACAGGAACUGAGGAACAUUCACUCUAUCCUUCACAUCUCUAAGCACAUGCCCAUCCCUCAGCCCCCUCAGAUAUACCCAGAUGAAGUCCCAGAAAAGAGAUUUCAGUACGACGAGGAAACUCUCGUGAAGUUUAAGCAAAAGCAGAUGAAAACUGACGGGGAAAGGUUGGAGCAGGGGCGACAGAGUGUGUCGGUGGGCACAGGUGGCGGCUUCCUCAGGCUGUCUUCUGGGAAGGAUGGAGGAUAUGCAACAACAAGGGAUUCCUUAUCGCGGUCAUCCAAGGCAUCUGCCUAUGGCCUAGGCCUGGAAGUGCAAAAGCCCAUGGAAUUCGAAAAGGCCGAGCCAACGGAGGUGGAGAUGGAGAUCAUGAAGAGGGAUGAGGUUAAACAGUUGUACAUGCAACAGUACUUGAACAACAGGAUCCAAGAACUGAUUGUUACUUUUGAUGCAGAACUCCAUCUCUUGAGACACCAGAAACUGAAACUAGACACUCAGAUGAAAUUAUCUGAUCUACACCAUGUCACAUUAUUUCAAGAAAUGCUUCUUCUCAAGAACUUUGAAAAACAGGAAAACAUACUUCAAGAGCGUGUUAAUUCUUUAGACAAAGAGGAGCAGGAUAUGCAAUGGAAAAUAAAUGAAACUCUUAAAGAGAUGGAUGAGAAAAAGACUGAAAUCAAUAUACUCCUGGAGCAAGAAAAGGCACUCUAUGCUAGUUUUCAAACGGCUCUUGGAGAAAACAACAAAUUUGCAAACUUCCUUAUGAAGGUCCUAAAGAAGAAGAUUAAGCGAGUAAAGAAAAAGGAGGCUGAAGGAGAUGCCGAUGAAGAUGAGGAAAGUGAAUCAUCAAGUGAGGAUGAAUCCAGCUUAGAGAGCGAUGAGGAUGAAUCUGGGUCUGAAGACGAGGUUUUCGAUGAUUCCAUUUGUCCUUCAAACUGUAAUCCAAAUCUUUUUGAACUGGCUCUUCAGCUAAGAGAGAAAAGGCUGGACAUCGAGGAGGCCUUAGUAGAAGAAAAAAAAAUUGUUGAUAACCUCAAAAAAGAAUAUGACACACUGUCCAAAAAAGUGAAAGUUGUGGCAGCGAACCUGAAUGCAGCGGAGGAGGCACUAGAGGCUUAUCAGAGGGAGAAGCAGCAGCGACUGAAUGAACUGCUGGUUGCAAUUCCACUCAAGCUCCACCAGAUCGAGUAUAUGGUACUUGGGGAAAUACCAAAUGAUCUUUCUGGGACUUUGGUCUUCUCUAACCAUUCCUUAGAAAGGCUUCAAAAACGAAUCGUACAGCUCCAGGAUGAAAACAACAAGCAGCAAAAACUUAACAAAGAAUGCCGGGAGAGGCGUAAAAUGCUCAUCCGAGAAAAGAGAGAGAUGGCAAAAACCAUACAGGAAAUGGAAGAAACAGUCAGUCAACUAAUGAUCAGCAAGUUUGGCCGGGUGAUAGAUCUAGAGGCCCUGCAGACGCUUUCAGUGAAUACAACUCUUGAAGAACUGAAGAUUCGAAAACUUCGAAAGGAGCUGCUGAAUGCAAAGGAAAUGAAGAUGUGGGAGGAAAAGAUUGCUCAAAUGAGAUGGGAACUGAUGAUGAAGACAAAAGAACACACGAAGAAGCUUCAUCAGAUGAACGACUUGUGUAUUGAAAAGAGGAAACUUGAUUCUCGGCUGAACUCACUGCAGAACCAGCAGGGCAAUGCUUUCCAGAACCUUCAGCAAGCAGACAUCCUGGCAAAAGAGAAGAUCACUGAACUGAUUCACACCCAGGCAGAGAAGAUUACAGCCUUAAAGGAAGAAAUCACUCUCCUGCGUAAAAAAGGAGGCCUUAUCCUCCCCCCCAUUCCAUCCAGGACAGAAGAUGGAAUGAAGCCCAUGGACCUUUAAGU